AUGGGUGAGGGAAGAGGCAGUGCCAGUAGUGCAAGUGUUAUUACAAUGCUACUAUUAUCUAUGUUUGUGUUUCAUCUUAAUAUGAUUCAUGCUGAAACAUACAUUGUUGGUGAUGGCCAAGGUUGGACUUUUGGUGUUCAAAAUUGGCCUGCAGGUAAAACUUUCAAAGCAGGUGACAUACUCGUUUUCAAUUACAUCCCUUUGAUACACAAUGUGGUGAAAGUGAACGAGUUUGGCUAUAACUCAUGUGUGGCUCUUGGAGGAUUUGGGUUGCAUGUAUCUGGAGCAGACAGAAUUGCACUUACUAAAGGAGCAAACUACUUCAUAUGCGGUGUUCCCGGUCAUUGUAAUCGAGGACAGAAAAUUGCAGUGAAUGCUAAUUAA
Lathyrus sativus (Indian pea) is the source of this 384-nucleotide messenger RNA. Lineage: Eukaryota; Viridiplantae; Streptophyta; Magnoliopsida; Fabales; Fabaceae. The record is from the annotation of a GenBank genome assembly.